Molecule: messenger RNA, 4283 nt
Organism: Electrophorus electricus (electric eel)
Lineage: Eukaryota; Metazoa; Chordata; Actinopteri; Gymnotiformes; Gymnotidae
Source: RefSeq, a predicted model, not a curated record
GCUGCUUUCUACUCACGCCCACUGCGAGUCGGAGCAAAGAGCUAUUCCCGUGCAUUCAGAGACGGCCCCGGUCCUCGGCUGCGCGCUGUAUCGCAUCAGAACCACGCACAGCGUGAGAAAGGAACCUAGCCGCUUCCCCGCCGCGAGGAACACCGCGUGCGGUUCAUUCAAUCUGGAACGUCAGAUGGUGGUGCUGGCGACAGCGCGAGAUACGCUGCGUCUUUUGUCCCGCUUCCACCGGGCUGUGUUUGUCGCCGUGCAUGUGAGUUUCGUUAAGUACCAAACGGCUGUUGGGGAAACGGACCGCCGGAGGAUGCAAAGCGCCUUAGACAAAUACUCCAGCCUCACCGAUGCCGGGAGAGCAGUUUAAAUGCCCAUCACCAGUCUUUUUUGUAUGGGCUUAAAUCUGAGAAGUAACGCAAAGUUGAAGACUGUUCUCGUGCGAGGUAACAGUUACAGUUUUCAAAAGCGUUCAUUCGUUUUCACAUCGCGACUCAGAGAAUCUAUCUUCUGAGGGAGGAGCGAUGAGUGCAGCUCUAUCGCCGUAAACAACACUGGCUCGCUUUGUCUCAGACACCGACUGCGCGGAAGACGGUUGAUACGGCUUGCUAUUGAACUGGGCGAAGCAAUUUUUAAAGCGCUUUGUGCACUCCAUUUUGUGCAUCGAGGUUUUUUCGGGGGAUUUUGUGUGUAUUCGUUUUGACAGUAACUUGACAAGUCCUGCCUUGUCGCAAAUUUAAAUUUGCUUUGACUUUCCACUGUACGUUGGACAAAGCUGACAUUUUAGUACAAGUGCGCACCGUGCGAAUAAAAGGACUUUCUAGACCUCUCACAGCUGGGCACAACCAGUUUGACUCCACUGAAGACAUUUAUUCUGCUUGGCUGGCAAACAUUUGGAUGUUGUUUUCUGCACGAGUACGGGGGAACAUUUGGCGUUAAGGACGCGGCGCGGUGGUCUAUCGCCUAGUCUCCUGCCAAGAGAUCUGGGCAUUUUUGGAGUUACAGCGACCCACGUGGAGCAAGAUCCCAGUGUGGCCAGAUCACCAUGGGCUGUUGCAGUGGCCGAUGCACUCUGGCCUUUAUCUGUGGCAUGCAACUGAUUAGCAUCUUGGAGCGGCAAAUAUUUGAUUUCCUUGGUUACCAGUGGGCACCAAUUCUCACCAACUUUGUCCACAUCAUCACAGUGAUCCUGGGCCUCUUUGGGACAGUGCAGUUCAGACCAAGAUACGUGACUGGGUAUGCUGUCUGGCUGGUGCUCUGGGUCACCUGGAACAUCUUCAUCAUCUGCUUCUACCUGGAAGUGGGUGACCUUUCCAAGGACACGGACCUGAUCAUGACCUUCAACAUCUCCAUGCACCGCUCCUGGUGGAUGGAGAACGGGCCCGGCUGCAAGGUCACCCCAGUGACCCCCCCGCCCUCGUGGGCUCCGGAGGACCACCGCUACAUCAGCAUCGCCGGCUGUGCGUUGGAGUACCAGUACGUGGAGGUGGCACACAGCUCCGUGCAGAUCGUCCUAGCCCUUGCUGGUUUCAUCUAUGCCUGUUACGUGGUGAAACUCAUUUCAGAAGAAGAGGACAGCUUUGAUUUUAUAGGUGGGUUCGACUCCUAUGGUUACCAAGGACCACAGAAGACAUCUCAUUUGCAACUACAACCAAUGUAUAUGUCAAAAUAACAAGGAAAACUGCCUUAUAAACCAAUCAAAUAGAGAACUGCUGUUUUAACAUUUUGUCUUUUUACGUAAAUGUCUUAAUAUGAUAGUGUCUUAUGAACUGUCAAAGGAACAUGAAACAUGGCACUUUAACCUUAAAGGCUGGAACCGACCCACUGGACUUCCUUUGUCUCAGCCUAGCGCUUCCUGUCUGGUGCCUUGCUGGAGAGCUGGCCUGGGUCCUGCCUCCCAGCAGGCACAAGGGAGCCCCCCUGUGGCGGAGGUGCUGUCUGCAGGCAUCCUGCUCCACUCUCCGGCAGCGGCGUCCUCCCCACGCAUGACAGCCAAAGCAAAAGGGUGAUACUGGACGAGCAGAGUACAGAUCGCCGUGGAUAUCCGGAAAAAAGAGUGAAAAGGAUGAGAGCCUUUUCGCACAAAGCUGACUCGCCUCGCGCUGGACAGUGUCACUGUGUUCUGGUUCUGACCACACUAGAAAUACUCCUUACAUAAAGAAUGUUCAAUAACCAGUCGGCCUUGGCUUUAGUCACCUGACAUAGUGUUGAAGGAUUGAUAGCGUGAAUUAACAAGAAGAAUCAUAUGUGUGCGUUUACAUAUGGUUAUUCCAGUGGGUUUGGGAUGCCAUGGCAUCAAGGGGUUAAUUCCGUAUGCGUUAAAUAACUGUAUCCCAAAUUGUUUUCAUGUGUAUUAUGGGUGUAUUUGUCUUGAAAGUGCCAAGAACAGUUGCGAGAAAAUCAAUAUCAGAAGAUUCAUAAAUCAGAAGAUUCGUAUUUUCAGACGUCCAAAAUCUCACUUCACCCCUUGAAAGUCAUCUUCAGAUUGACUGUAUUUGUUUGCAUGAGGUGUCAUGUAGCAUAUUAAUCUGUAAGAGCAGGAAAUAGCCCAGCCUAGGCCGAACAGCUGCCCUUUCUACAGCUGUCUUUAGCUCCUAAAGUUUAUGUGAAUAUUGUGCUUUUUCUAAGAAAGUGUUCAGUCUUGUUAAGAAGAAAAAUGAAGAGAAAACUAAUGUACCUUCUUUCUAUUCAAAGCUUUUUUAACAUGUGUGCCAGUGUUCACUCUUUUCUAGUAGACUAAAAUUUUAUGUUGUGACAGUGGGACUUUCUUUUUAAAUGUAUAUAGAUGCAGGGGAAACCUUGGCAAAAAACGACAAAAAAGCUGUACCGUUUCAGUAGUAUGAUGUGAAAGGGUGUGUGUGUGUGUGCGUGUGUGUGUUGUGGCUGAAACAUGCUUUGCCACUAUCACAUGAACCUAUGAGCAAGCAUAGGUUGGCCUCCAUGCCUGCUCUUCAGGACGGUGGCCUCACCCCCAUCAACAGUAAACUAGCAGCAUUUGUUUGUCGAUUACUGUUAUACAAACAAAUCGUUUACAAUACGAGGGUUUUUUUGGGGGGGGGGGGAUUCUUCACCAAUAGAAGUGUGCAUAUGGACUUCUGUGUAGGCUACUAUUAAGACAUCAAUACAAAGAAAUGAGUUUCUUUUUUAAGUGAAUUUUCUAUUCCCCAUAAUAUCUCAAGAUCUUUCAUGUCAAAAUAAGCUGUAAGAUGGUGCAUGGAAGUGUGGAAUAUUUACAUUUCGGUCAUGCUAUUACGUCCAACUGGGAGAGAGAAGGACACACGAGACCUAGCGCCCACUUCCUGUUUGAAAACAGACCAUGACCUAAGUAGUUCUCCACUGUGCAGUUGCCUCAGAAUCUCAUAAAUGUCCAUAGAAAUGUUCGGGUGCACGUAUGGAUGGAAAUCUGCGCUGUAUGGGAUCUAUGUGGAAAGUGCCUGAUCCAGUGUCCUGUUAACAUUCCAGUCAAUAAUAACCUGUGCUUCUCCUUACAGUUGGCUGGUUAGUAAAUCGGUCCAUGUGGGCAUAUUUUGUCACACCCCUCGUGAGUGGUGCUGGCAAAGCCACAGAGCUUUGGUGAUUAAUAACGAUGUUGCAGCCCCACCACUUUUCAGGCCUUAUUGGCUAAUAAUUCCCCACAGUCGUCUUUCAUGGUUGCAAAGUUUUCCCCCGAUGCUCCAGGUCGAGUGUGAAUAUGCUAGCUGCUAGUCUGAAUUAGUGUACUUAAAAGAGAUGACAGUGAGCGUUGUGACAGUAUUUAGGAUUUUGCCUUUGAAAUGACGUUACAGCAAUAGAGAGUAACCAUUGUGUAACUUGGAGGGUGAAUUUACAGUAUUUGCUGAUUUAUUACUGGUCUGAUUAGCUCCCACGCGAGCCUGACUUCUGCACUGGACGGUUUCUCCUCAGAGACUUCUGUAAAUAUAUCUCUGUUUCAGACAUCAUGGUGCUGGAUUAGUCCUAACAUGCUGAUACUGUUGCAGGACGGCAUGUAGGCAAAAAACAAAAAAACAACAACAAAAAAAAACCUGCUCGUUCUCGCUCUACUGGCUGAACCCAGUCAUGUGUUGUGUGGGGUUUGCCCUGUAUCAGUAAUAUUUGCAGCGCUGCUCUUGGGUGCUGCUCAGUGUUUAGAUAAUGGAGACUGAGCUCAGCUCGAGUGAGAGUUCUCCAGAUGGAAACAGAUUGGCUGAUCCUUCUGCAUGAUGCUUCUGUCUGGUUUAUAUGGAAACCGUCCUGACAAGCUGCUGUUUACUGUCCCAAGUUGUAAAUAAAAAAUGUUUCUGAAA